Molecule: messenger RNA, 1821 nt
Organism: Moneuplotes crassus
Lineage: Eukaryota; Ciliophora; Spirotrichea; Euplotida; Euplotidae
Source: the annotation of a GenBank genome assembly
GAGAAAGUCUGCAAUGUCUCCAAUCCCAAAGAAGUGACCUAGGCAUUACAAGUCUCCUGAUCCCUGCAUGACCAGAGAGGAGAUCGACCUUGAUGAGAAGGAUGUCAGAUCUAUUUCUAGAAAACUUGCAAAUAAACUGAAAUAGAUCUCGAAAGAAGAACACUGAAAGUCUUUCUAAAAUAGCUGAAAGAUCUAAACUGAAUUUUUUUACCAUUGCAGCAAAAGCUGCAGAAAAACAAAGAAUUAAUUCAAAGUUACCUAAAUCAAUGAGUAGGUGUUCUCAGACUCUUCAGUCUUUAUCAAAGAUAUCGAAAAAGAUAAUGAAGAGUAGAAAGAAUGAGGUGACUCAUAAUAUUGACGAGGAGUCAUUUGACCUUGAGCAAAGAGCACUUCAGUCUUCUGUUGGCUUCAAAGGAAAACAUAAUCCCAUUUCUAACGGUAAAAUGAAUAGAAUACUAAACCAAUUAAUUGAUGAAGCUAUUUUUGAUAAGAAAUACCGUUCAAAGUAUCAAAAGUUAUAUGCAAGAAAGCUUAGUAGAAAGUUCAUCUCAGCUCAGAGAGAAGGGCUAAAGGCUAUGCACUCCAAAUCUAGGUCUAUGGUAAAGAAGCGUACUCCUGCCUUCCCAUUUAAAUUUGAGUCUCCUUUAUCUGCUGGUGAACAGAAUGGCCAAAAUGUUAAUGAUUCAAGAAGACAUGGAUUUUUAGUUCCUAAAAUUUUAGUAUCUGAAGAUAAGAAAACAGAUAAGAAAAAAGAUAAGACUCGAGGAAGAAAGAGCAUUUUAAUCACUCAAUUACAGAAGAGCAGUGCUCUAAAAAUAAAAUCUAAUUUAGUUCUUCCUAGUAAUACAAUUACAGAGAGUAAUGCAGACUCCUUGCAAGUCUCAAAAUCGACUCAGAAACUUCUGGAUAAGCUUGAACCUUCAGCUGCAGAAAAAUCCAUGAAGAAGGUCCAGUUCAAAAUGUCAAAUGAUCUUGAAUCAGUUCUUACUGAAUCUGCUAAUGAAUCAUGCUUAAAUUCAGCCUUCAGCGAAGAUCCUCAUUUCUUCGAUGAAAUUACUCCAACUGUAUCUAAAAUAAACUCUAAAUUCCAGCCAAAAAGCGAUUCGAAAUUCAAGUCGAUACAGACAUUAUCUCCGGAUAUGCGAAACAUCGUGAAUGGAAGAGUGAGUGCUCAACAAUUGAGCCCACUAGACCCUCUAUCUAUAAAAUAAGACCCAGACCGUAUUCGUUGAGAAGACAAAUUACUUCAAUCGGAAACCACCAAAGAAGAAGAAACCUACAGAGAUUUAUCAGAAACUAGAGGAGAAGAUUAAAGAGUUCAAGUUUGAGUACAUCUCUCCUGUGAAGUAUGAGAAGCCCAAAGAUCCAUUCGGGUUCUUGAACAGGCAGAGGAUCUUACACCAGGAUGUACCCCAGCAUGAAAUAAUGGCUCAUAGUGAUAAUAUUGUAGAGCAGGCUUACACUGCUCCAAUGUUAGGAAAAAUUCUAGAGAAGUAUAGUGGAUAUUCUCCUGAUAAGAAAAAUCUUCCUCCAAUGAACUCUGUAAGAUCAAGCCCUUUUAGUGAUACAAGACUGCCAUCUUCUCCUCUCGAGAUGCCUGACCGGAUGGCUGUGAGCGAGCAGAAUUUUUAUAAACCAAAUGCUGAAAAGGCUAUAGCAAAAGAUUUCAAGGAGAAAACUCGAAUGGACAUGUUUGAGAAGAUUUUUAAAAGAAGGAGUCUUGAAAUGAUGCAUAAGAUGUCUAGGCUAAAAGGCCAGAAGCAACAAAUUGACUAUUUUACAAGGAACAAUAUUAAUAAGGUCUUAGAUGAUUGUAUUUAA